Molecule: messenger RNA, 1209 nt
Organism: Plodia interpunctella (Indianmeal moth)
Lineage: Eukaryota; Metazoa; Arthropoda; Insecta; Lepidoptera; Pyralidae
Gene: Polr2M
Product: RNA polymerase II subunit M
Exons: 1
Coding region: 169-1122 (317 amino acids)
Biological process (GO): transcription elongation by RNA polymerase II
Cellular component (GO): nucleus
Molecular function (GO): transcription elongation factor activity
Source: RefSeq, a predicted model, not a curated record
UAAAUAAAAGUCAUUAUCCCAAUCCCAAUUGCUUGCUACAAACUUUGUUGGUUUUAGAUGAAUUUGUUGAAUUUUAAGUGGAAUAAAAAUAACACGACACAUACAAUUAAGAAUGUUUUAGUGUUAAGGUAACUGGAAUAAUAUUGUCAACGUUUUACUGCAAGUAACAUGACUGUUAUACAAGCUAUGAAGAAAAUCAACAAAAGAAUACCGGGUCUUCUUCCACCACCUCCAAAAACUGAAGUAGAUGGUAAAAUCACUGACUUAUCAUCAAAGACCAUAUCAGAACUGCUAGAACUAAAAGAGAGGCAACUAAAAUUAAUUAACAACAAGGCUUUUAUAUGUAAAUUGGCUGACCGAGGCGAAAAAUUAAAGUUGUUUUAUGAGAAAAUUUUAAAUAAUCUGAAAGAGAAAGAAGAAGAAGAACGAACGUGUCACUUAUUUAACAAGUUAAAUCUUGGUGUUGACAAGCAAUCUGUACAGAAUGUGGAAUGGGAAGGUAAGUUAGCGAGCAAGGAAAAUGAAUACUUAGAUUCAGAUGAUGACAGUGAACCUGAAGAUGUACUACAUAUUUUAAGCCAAAGUACAUCUCUUGAAAAAAAAGUGAAAGUGUUACCUCCUGAAAAAGCACUCAUAACAACAGAGGACCUAAAUAGUAUCACAGAAAUGCCUCAUGUAAGAUACAUUGUGGAGAAAACUGAAAACAAUCCCAAACCAAAACCAACAGGGCAAUUUAAACCUUUUAAAACUACAAAAUCUGAUGUCCAUAAUCCUGAAAAGGAGAUACAUAGAAAGAGGCAUAAAAACUGGGAGGUGACAUCGGCAACACCACCACCUAUAGUUCACGGUCCUGCAAAAUUAUUAACACUGGAAGAGUCUUUAAAACUACAGAAAGAUCACAACAUACAUUUGAAGGAGAUAGAAGCUCAGAAUGCUGCUGAGAAGUUAUUAGCUCGGGCUGGGAUCAAGAUGUCUGAAUUGCCUGCAGAUACCUCGAAAUUUGGUGGGUAUAGAGAAGCGGAUAGUGAUGACUCAGAAGCAUCUGAUGUAGAAGGCAGUGACAAAGAAGUCCAUGAUGAGGAACCAGAAAGAGGAGGAGUCGUGUUUACAGUUAUGAAAUGAAAAUGUACAAAAAUAUUGUUUAUACCUACCUGAAAAUAAAUUAUGUUCUAUGUUAAAACUAUAUGUAGUUAAUAAAAUCUGAUUUUU